AAGAGGAAGAUUUAUGCAUCCUGGAAUCUUCUAUCAGGUUAGGAUGAGAGUCGAAUGAAUACAGAGAUGCCAGAAGGCCACAAGGGCCCAUGAACAAUCCCCACCUCACGCUUCCCUAUUGAACUUUAAGAUUCAUUAGUAAUAUGCUGUCCCUGCAAGGGGAAAAGAAUCUAGAGCCAAGAAGGUGUGUUCUUCCACAUUCGGGAUAAACGUGAAUGCAAGAAAAUGGCUUCGAAAGUCUCCUGUUUAUACGUCUUGACAGUUGUGUGCUGGGCCAGCGCUCUCUGGUACUUGAGUGUCACUCGUCCCACUUCUUCCUACACUGGCUCCAAGCCGUUCAGCCACCUAACAGUUGCCAGGAAAAAUUUCACCUUUGGCAACAUAAGAACUCGACCCAUCAACCCUCAUUCUUUUGACUUCCUUAUAAAUGAACCAAAUAAAUGUGAGAAAAACAUUCCUUUCCUUGUUAUCCUCAUCAGCACCACCCACAAGGAAUUUGACGCCCGCCAAGCAAUCCGAGAGACGUGGGGGGAUGAGAACAAUUUUAAAGGGAUCAAGAUAGCCACUCUGUUCCUCUUGGGCAAGAAUGCUGAUCCUGUUCUGAAUCAAAUGGUGGAGCAGGAGAGCCAAAUCUUCCAUGACAUCAUCGUGGAGGACUUCAUCGACUCCUACCACAACCUCACCCUCAAAACAUUAAUGGGCAUGAGAUGGGUGGCCACAUUUUGUUCAAAAGCCAAGUAUGUCAUGAAAACAGACAGUGACAUUUUUGUAAACAUGGACAAUCUUAUUUAUAAACUACUCAAACCCUCCACCAAGCCCCGAAGAAGGUAUUUUACUGGCUAUGUAAUCAAUGGAGGGCCCAUCAGGGAUGUCCGCAGUAAGUGGUACAUGCCCAGAGAUUUGUACCCUGACAGUAACUACCCGCCCUUCUGUUCGGGGACAGGCUACAUCUUUUCAGCCGAUGUGGCUGAACUCAUUUACAAGACCUCACUCCACACAAGGUUGCUUCAUCUUGAAGAUGUGUAUGUGGGACUGUGUCUCCGGAAGCUGGGCAUACAUCCCUUCCAGAACAGUGGCUUCAAUCACUGGAAAAUGGCCUACAGUUUGUGUAGGUAUCGCCGUGUGAUCACUGUGCAUCAAAUCUCGCCCGAAGAAAUGCACAGAAUUUGGAAUGACAUGUCAAGCAAGAAACAUCUCAGAUGUUAGGAUUUUUACCCAUGUAAAUAUUUUUCAUUUCUUUUCUAAGAAAUGGGGCCUAAGAUGUUGGUAUUUUAUAGGUGCCACUGGUGAAGGGGUUUUGUAAAGUUUUUGCUUCCUGCUUCUAAUUUAUUUCUUGGAUCGUCAAUUUACAAGUGGAAGGCUCUGAUAUAGAAACAAUGUAUAAGUGACAAGGUCCAGAUUUAACUCUCAGGUCCUAAGACAUUGCCGUGUAGCUCAAAAAGUGACUUCCAAUCAACGGGUAGGAUUUAUGUGCUGUGCGUCUGAGAUAAAAAUCUGGCUCUGUGAAACUAAAACUCACACGUUGUCUUCAUAUCAUCUCUGCAAAGAUUCAUAAGUAAAUAACUUAAAAGAAAACAGUUCAAAAUGAGGCACAGUCAGGAAGGCACACCGGUUGUGACUGUUAAUAUUGUGUGUUACUGUUGCAUAUAUUGCCAUGUGAUAUGUUCAAUAUACUGGCAGGGAAGCUCUAGUUAAAUAGAUGGGAAUCUAAACUUAAGAAUCAAAUGUUUUAUAUGUUUGGAAGAAAGCUCUACUUGCUCAUCCAAGGAUUAAACCUGAUCAGCAGGUGGAAUGUAUAUAAAAUGCUACUUAACAAGGUAAACAAAAGAAUUUGUACUUUGUUCUUUCAAAACAAACAUUACAUGGUGCCUCCAAGGAGCCUUUGCCAAAUGGAAUCUCACCUGCUUCCUUCCAUAUGAUAGCGCUAAGUGUAGUUCACAGUUUCUGGAUCAGACAGACACGUAUCUCCAUGUGUAGGAAAAAAGUUGUUAGGAAGUCAAAGACACAAUCAAACACUUUGGGAUAAAAUGCAAAUUUUGGUAUGCAUUGUAAUGAACAUAAAGUUAGCAAUGGUGUA
Ochotona princeps (American pika) is the source of this 2077-nucleotide messenger RNA. It is a transcript of the gene B3GALT1, whose product is annotated as beta-1,3-galactosyltransferase 1. Gene Ontology annotation, cellular component: membrane. The record is from RefSeq and is a predicted model, not a curated record. Gene Ontology annotation, molecular function: N-acetyl-beta-D-glucosaminide beta-(1,3)-galactosyltransferase activity. Lineage: Eukaryota; Metazoa; Chordata; Mammalia; Lagomorpha; Ochotonidae. Bases 226 to 1206 code for a protein of 326 amino acids. The transcript has a single exon.